AUGAAGUCUCCACAAUCAAAGUCAACGUGGACUUGGAAUGCGAAGCGAGUUUGGCACUGCACUGAACUUGGACAUCUUCCUGAAGAUCUGGGAUGCGGUGUUCCGCAGGGCAAGGUGGGCUGUUCACGAGGACUCUGGACAGUUAAAGUGGAUCCGGAUGCUGUGUUCUUCCCGGACCGCUUGAGGACAGUUCUCGCACACUACGUGGAGCCGCCCAACGGGGGGCGGGCGGCUCUGAACAACUGCAAGUUCGGCAUGCACGGCCCCAUCGAGGUCUUCUCGAGAAACGCGAUUGGCGCCUUCCAGGCUGCCAGAGAUCAGUGCACAGCCCACUUCGAGCAGAUGUGCCAGGGCGACUGCAAGUGGGGCGAGGACGAUAUAUGGGUGGACCAGUGCUUGAAGUACCUGAACGUGCAGCGCGAAGACGAGUGGCAGCUGCUGGUGGAGGAGACCAUUGCGAUGCACCGGUGCCAUGGUCCGCCACCACAUCAUGCGACGGCAGCCACGUGUCGUUCCACCCUUUCAAGGAUGACGUCGACAGCUAUGCCCUGUGCAUGUCGUACUCCCAGAUCCCAGCGCAGGUAG
Prorocentrum cordatum is the source of this 585-nucleotide messenger RNA. Lineage: Eukaryota; Dinophyceae; Prorocentrales; Prorocentraceae. The record is from the annotation of a GenBank genome assembly.